CUUUUUCAACCCGGAAAUGAAGAGUGCUUUCUCGUCGAGUUGACGAUCUGUCGAUUUCGCGCAGAACAAUGGCUUCCGUCGUAGGAGACCGGCUCCCGUCAGAAGGAGGUUCCGCAGCAGAUCCUCAAACUCCAGUCCUGAGGAUCAACCAGUUGGAUGCCUUUGAGCUGGACUCGGCUCUGGACCAGCUGGUGUGGAACCAGCUCUCCCGGUGCUUCCGACACCUCCGGCCGGGCCUUCUGACCCCGGUGGAGCCGGAGGUGAAGGCCCUGCUGCAGCUCCUGGUCUGGAGGUUCACCGUGUACCCCGGCAGCGCCACGGUGGGUCAGUCCAUGAUGAACCUCCGCUACCACGACACCCGGUCCCUCUCCCGGCGCUACAGGGCCCCGAGCCGGAGACAGACGCUGGGCCUGGCCCUGCUGGCCGUGGGACCCCGCUGGCUGACGGAGCGAUCCCACGGCCUGCUCCUCGCCCUGGGUUUGGGCGUGGGCGGUGGCCAGCCGGCUGACGGUGGUCUGUGGCCGGCGCUGCGACGAGCUCUCUCCAUUGUCACCGGCCUCACCCAGGUAGCCAAUCUGAUCAACUUCCUGGUGUUUCUGAGGCAGGGGCGCCACCCCACUCUGACGGAGAGGAUCCUCGGUGUGCGUGCUGUGUUCAGUAGGCCCCAGGAGGUGCGCCAAGUGGCCUUCCAGUACAUGAACCGAGAGCUACUCUGGCACGGCUUUGCCGAGUUCCUCAUCUUCCUCCUCCCGCUGGUCAGCGUGCGCAAGAUCAAGACGAGCGUGUAUUCGCUGCUUUUGCCCCUGGGCCUGGCCGAGGAGGGGGCGGGGGGAGCGGGGGGGGGCGGGGCGUUGAAGGAGUGUGUUCUGUGCGGGGAGUGGCCUACCAUGCCCCACUCGGUAGGCUGCGGUCACGUGUUCUGUUACUACUGCAUCAAGAGCCACUCCAUCGCCGACGCCUACCUGACCUGUCCCAAGUGUGGCGCUGAGGUCAGCGAGUUGGAGCCCGUAAAACUGCAGCUUGAGAUGACGGACUUGAGCGCCACAUGACGUCCCAACUGGUCGCAGGAACCCGCGCGCACGCAGGAACCCGCGCGCACGAUGUGUAUUUAUCACGCGAUGGGAGAUUUAGUGACGGUGAACGGAAUGCACUGUGUACAGACUUGAACAUUUGCACACACUCACACGGAGUCUCGGAGGGCCUCUUGAAUUGAGCAAGGUUUCUUUACUUGAGAUUCUCUGGGUGAUGAUGGAUGAUGCUCAGGAAAGGGCUGAUGAUGACAGAGAUUCCGCCUGUCGGGUGAAAACACACAGGCUGUGUAAUGUAUGUGAACACACACUGACCGUCCCGCGCUCGUGGCCCCUCCAUUCCAGCUGUUGGGCGGCCCUGUUUGUUCGUCCCGCACUGAGUGACUGUGGAGAAACACUGAGCAUAUAUUUGAUGAAGCAGCGUGUUGAUUCUGCCCUAAAUUGUGCCGCUCCAUUCUGUUCAAAUGGGAAUAUUUGUUCUGAUGAAAAAUGCAGAAACUUGACUGGCUGAUAAAUAAUGGAUGAAUUUCUAAUGUCGCUCAUCACCGCUACUGAAAUUAAGGCCUGUUUGUAUCUUUGCCUAAAUUCUGAUUCUACAUCAUUAAAAUGGAAUCUGUUGAUUGGUUCCCAAAUAUUGCCACCA
Messenger RNA from Esox lucius (northern pike), 1671 nucleotides. It is a transcript of the gene pex2, whose product is annotated as peroxisomal biogenesis factor 2. Gene Ontology annotation, biological process: protein import into peroxisome matrix. Gene Ontology annotation, cellular component: peroxisomal membrane. Gene Ontology annotation, molecular function: zinc ion binding. The record is from RefSeq and is a predicted model, not a curated record. Lineage: Eukaryota; Metazoa; Chordata; Actinopteri; Esociformes; Esocidae.